CUGUAAAUGAUUGCUGGUAAUCUGUCACGUGCAACAAUGCAUUCAGAAAGUAUACCACAAACAUUGCUUACUCUCACUGUUUAUCUGUCACGGUUGCCAAGUUAGUUCCAAGUCUCAGAGAUCACCGAAGCAGCUGAUUUAACUAACUGCCCAGCAUGGAAAAUGUGGGAAACACAGAGAAUGCUAGGCUGUGUGGAAUUCCAAAUUCAGAGGAAGUGGAACAAGUUUAUGAUCAAAUCAGUGAAGACCUAGCAUGCCUUUCUUUUAAGGCUGUGGCAGACUGCAUGGACAUGAGAAGUGGAGAGAGCCUGGAAAAUAGCUUGUCAUCUCAGUAUAGCUGCAAUGGGAAAGAAGAACGAAAUUCCUUUCAGAAAGAGAUUUUUGCUCUGGAAGGUCAGCAACAUCAGGAGGAGAUGCAGCUGCUUAGCCCAACACAAAGUGACAAAGGGAGCUCCUCUGCAAAUAAAGCGUCUUCAACCGAUCACAUUCUAAAGAAGAUCCACAGCAUGGCCAGAAAUGCUCAAAAUACCAUCAGAUUGCCCGGCAAUAAUAAUUCAGAAGAAAACAACUUUCAGAAAGAGGACCUUCAGCUUUCCCUCAUCAUUAAGGCUGGUGUAGAUGGUGAAAGCAUUGGGAACUGUCCUUUUUCACAGCGUCUCUUCAUGAUACUUUGGCUCAAAGGGGUUGUGUUCAAUGUCACCACAGUUGACCUGAAGAGAAAGCCAGCUGAUUUACAUAAUUUAGCUCCUGGGAGCCACCCACCAUUCCUGACGUUCAAUGGGGAAGUCAAGACAGAUAUCAACAAAAUUGAAGAAUUUUUGGAGGAAACGCUUUCACCUCCAAAGUAUCCCAAGCUAGCUGCCAAGCACCGUGAAUCAAAUGCUGCAGGCAUAGAUAUCUUCUCCAAAUUCUCUGCGUUUAUCAAAAACACAAAGCAGCAGGACAAUGCGAGCCUGGAGAGAGGUUUAACAAAGGCUUUGAAGAAACUGGAUGACUAUCUGAGAAAUCCUUUACCUGAAGAGAUAGAUGCAAGUAGCACAGAGGUGGAGAAAGUGUCGAAACGCAAGUUCUUGGAUGGGGAUGAGCUGACUCUUGCCGACUGCAACCUUCUGCCCAAACUUCAUGUUGUCAAGAUUGUAACGAAGAAAUAUCGAAACUAUGAGUUUCCAGCAGAAAUGACGGGACUUUGGCGAUACCUGAAAAAUGCUUAUGCUCGGGAUGAAUUCAUCAACACUUGUGCUGCGGACAAAGAAAUUGAAAUAGCUUAUGCUGAUGUAGCCAAACGGCUCAGCAAAUUCUAAUCAAAAUCUAUUUCACUGGAUGGCUGGAAAUAAACUUAUCUGUUCCCUCGAGAAAAUGCAAGGUAGCAAUGCAGAAGAGGAAACAUUACUUCUGAAAUGUGUACUAAUUCGCUGGAACAAAUUUUAUCAUUUAUGACCAGUGUUUUGAAAUCACCAUGUUUGAUUAAAUAGCCUCCUGCUAACAGUACAUUCUAUAGCUAUAAAUUUCAAAGUUAAGUAGAACAUGAAUGUAAAGAAUUAUUUGGGUUUGGGGUAUUUCUACCUUUUUUCAUGGACCCUUGAUGUGUUCUAUUUAAAAAUACACCGUCAAUAGCAUUGGAGGGAAAAUAGGACUGACAGUGAGAAAGGGGACAUUGUCGUGCGGGGAGCAUAACUUUAGGGAAUGGGAAGCAUCAUUCGAAGCAUGUCCUGCCCUCCUAGAGCAAGGAGACAGUUCUGAGAGAAGUCUCCUGCUAGUGGGGAAGCCUGAGUGAAUGCUGGCGCAGGACGCAGAUUUGCUCAGCAGAGGCCCCAGCAGUGGGGAAAUAGUGAAUGCAAUAACUUUGUCUACAUAUAUGAUUCAAGGAUAUUUGGAGGAGCAAUAGUAAUACAAAAACAGCGUAGGUAAUAUUGAAAAGAAACUCGGAUAAUACUGAGAUGGAAUUUAGAUAUAUAUAUAUUGAACGGCUCUUCACAGCUAACUCACAAUCUAUAGUAUCCUUUCGAACAUCUCAGCAUGUUAAGAAAAGAAGAAGAAGCAUGCAACAGAAAUCUGAUUCCUCAUGUGAAUGGAUAAGAAAUGGAGUUCAUUGUCUAUUCCUAAGUCGUCAUUUGGUCUAGAAAUCCUGAAAACAGCAGUUUGUUUUUUUAAAAAGUUAUUCCCCACUGCCAACACUCGGUUGAAGUUUGGCAGGUAUAUAACUGCUUCCGAGAGUUGGUGGGUUUCUUUGUGCUGACAGAGGGUAACAUCCAAUUGUAACUUCCCCCUGGGCAGCAGAUUCCCCUACAUUCUCUCCUACAGCUCCUUGCGUGCUCGUAAAAACUAUUGUGGGGGUUGAAGGACCCUCCAGAGCAGAUUGGGGGGGGGGAAUGGGGGUGAAGGGGUGAGAAGCAGGAUUCAGAGGAAGGGAAAUUCUGCUGUGUCUGUUGGCAUGAAGUUGGACUUCACCUAAACUGAUUUUAUGAAAUGGAUUAUUCUGUGCUCGAUCUAGCCUUUGUAUUAAGAGUUCUGCUUAAAGCCAAUGGAUAUUUUGUUCCAUAAAUUACUUUAAAGCAUU
This is a messenger RNA of Podarcis raffonei (Aeolian wall lizard), 2557 nucleotides long. It is a transcript of the gene CLIC5, whose product is annotated as chloride intracellular channel 5. The record is from RefSeq and is a predicted model, not a curated record. Bases 156 to 1301 code for a protein of 381 amino acids. The transcript is spliced from 6 exons. NCBI's taxonomy places the organism in Eukaryota, Metazoa, Chordata, Lepidosauria, Squamata, Lacertidae.